Molecule: messenger RNA, 1434 nt
Organism: Sabethes cyaneus
Lineage: Eukaryota; Metazoa; Arthropoda; Insecta; Diptera; Culicidae
Gene: VhaAC45
Product: V-type proton ATPase subunit S1
Exons: 3
Coding region: 156-1319 (387 amino acids)
Cellular component (GO): proton-transporting V-type ATPase complex
Source: RefSeq, a predicted model, not a curated record
UUAAGGCAAAUGGUGCUAGCUAGUUGAGUCACGAGAUCUAUGAUAAUUUUGUGUGAAAAAAUCUGGAAUAUCUAUAUCGCUUUAAUCAUUGCUCAGUAGCGAAUUGGAACUUGUCUGGUGUAGCUAGUAAUAGUCAUACGGAAUCGUGAUACACGAUGAAAUCUAACCGUACGUUUACGGUUUUGCUGCUACUGGGAGCAACCUUCGGUUGCGUAUUGUCAGAAAAUGUACCCGUGUUCAUUUGGGGCAAGUCAUCUGUAUCAUAUGUCCCUGCUCUGCCACAGUAUGCUACAUCAGAAUUUGCUGCCCUGGUUGAGUCUCAGGCUAAUGCGGACACAUUUACCGUAGUUUUUGUGGAAGAACAACUAUCAACCGAAGAUUUGACUCAAUGUAAGCUAAACACCCAGACGUGUUUCCGCAAUUUAGCAAAGGAGGAACGCAAAUCAUACCUUCCUAAUGUACAGGAACCACUAGCGGCGUUUGAAGACAUUCAAAGUGUUGACAUGUCCGAUGAUGGUACACUUAGCAAACCGAUUGUGCCUAAGGGUGGUGCAGUUGUCAUUGUUAAUCUGCGCGGUGAUGAUUUUGCGUCACAUGAUGCGCUUAUUAGCAGCUUAUAUAAUCGGCUCCGACAGGAAUCCAAAAGCAUCCUAGCGAUUUACACCGGAAAAACUACGUCUUUCCGCUAUUCAACGCUGGUUCGACAUACUCGACAGGCUAAACAGGACACUCCAGCUGUAGAGCCAAAAAUAAUUACCGUUCCCAACGAAUUCAUUGUGGCUUAUGAGAAAUUCAGAGCUGGCGAUGCCGCUGCCGCCAACGAGGAACUCCCAGAAGUGGUUCUGGAUUCAGCCACUAAGAACGCUGAAAACAGCUCUGCCGAAACUCUUCAAAUUGAAAUCAAGGGUCCAGGCGGUGAUCUCAAACUAAAUUUCUUGCUUACGCAAGGAUCAUGGGAAAUUGUUGGAGUUACGUACAAUAAUGAAGCUUACUAUUUGAGACAUCGCGUACACCUGAAUCAAUACUUUUCCUAUCAUUGCAAUAGUUUGGAAUAUCAUACAAUCGAUUUAAGAAAGCGUAUUGUUUUCGAACAAAUUCAGCUUCAGCCGUUCUGGGAAUGGUCUGGUGAAGAAUUCCGCUUCGGCGAUUCCUGGGAUUGCGUGGGCUUCACCUCUCCAGGUAUUUUAACUGGACUCUUUUUGGUAACAAUUUUCAUCAUCAUUGGAUCAUACGGAAUUAGUUGGAUGAUGGAUAUCCGCACCAUGGAUCGGUAUGACGAUCCCAAGGGUAAGACCAUUACCGUUACUGCAGCCGACUAAAUAGGUUGGUGGUAGGUCAGUGAAUGUAAAACAUUCAGCCAACACAGUUGACGCGUUAGGCGAAAACCUGUUUAUGCACAAAUUUAUUGUUCGCAAAAUAGAUAAUCUUGCAAAA